CAGGAGGAAAUUAUCUCCCUGUUGGAAGAAUGUCUUGUGCUGGCCCUCUUCCUAGAUGAUUAUCUUGCCCCGCCAGUAAUUUAUAGAACACUUGGAGAUUUAUAUCGUGACGUCCGUCAAGUAGCUAAGGCAAGCGAAUGUUAUGAAAAACUUUCAUCCUUUUUAUUUGGUUCAGGAAUAAAAAACACUCGUAAAGAUAUUGUGGUACGCUAUCAUUUAGCAAUUCGCUUUGAAUCAUUAAGAAAAUAUGAUAAAGCAAUUGAAUAUCUUGAAAAGAGCCUUAGCAUUGCUAAAGCAAUUGGUGAGCGAGAAUGGGAAGCAGCUAUAUACCAAAAAUUAGGACAUGAAUAUCGAUCAUUAGAGAAAUACAACAAGGCAAUUGAGUGUCAUGAAAUGAGCCUUKGCAUUUCUAGAGACAUUAGGAGCASAAAAAAAGAACAAGAUGCUUAUGUGGACCUGGGAAAUGUUCAUUACUCGUUAGCAAAUCAACAAAAGGCAAUGGAAUAUUAUGAAAAGGGACUUAGCAUUGCUAAAAAUAUUGGUGACAAAAAAGGAGAAGGAAGAAUUUAUGGAAACUUAGGAUGUGUCUAUUCCUCAUUGCGUAAUUACCACAAAGCAGAAGAAUAUUAUGAAAAGAGCCUCGGAAUUGCUCAAGAGAUUGGCGACAAAAAAGGUGAAAGCACUAUGUUGUCCAACUUAGGAGUUGCCUAUCUAUCAAAAGGAAAGUACCACCAAGCAACCGAAUGUCUCGAAAGGACUGUUAAAAUUGAUAAAGAGACUGGUGACCUGCUGAGAGAUGAAGUUCCGUAUUAUAAUUUAGGAAAUGCAUAUCAGUCAUUAUGGAAAAACGAUAAGGCAAUAGAGAAUCAUGAACGAAGCCUUAGCAUUGCUAAAGAGAUUGGUGAUAGACGGAGAGAAGGACUUGCUUAUAGGCAAUUGGCAAACGUCUAUCAAGUAUCAGGAGAAUACCACAAGGCAAUUGAAUGCUAUGAAAAGCGCCUUGACAUUGCUAAAGAGAUUGGUGACMGACAGGGAGAAGCGACUACUUAUGGUAACUUAGGAAAUGUCUAUGGAUCAUUAGGAAARUACAACAAAGCCAUUGAAUAUCAUGAAAAGAGCAUUGGUAUUGCUAAAGAGAAUGGUUACCGAUAUCUAGAAGGAAGAAUUUAUGUUAACUUAGGAUCUGUGUAUCAAACAUUAGGGAAACAUAACAAGGCGAUUGAAUGUCACGAAAAGGGCCUUGUAAUUGCAAAAGAAGUAGAUGAUAGACAAGGAGAAGGAAUGACUUAUGGCAAAUUAGGAAAUGCCUAUCAGUCGUUAGGAGAAUAUGGUAGRGCUAAUGAUUUUCUUCAAAUGUCUCUUGGAAUUGCUAAAGAUACAGGCCAUAAAGAAGGAGAAACCAUUGCUUGCGGAAGCUUAGGAGAGUUUCAUUUUUUAAUAGGUGAAAAUCACAGAGCAAUUGAGUAUUACGAAAUGAUGCUCAAAAUCGCUAAAGAGAUUGGUUCCAGACAAGCAGAGGGAACUGCUCUUCAAAGCCUAGGAGGCUGUUAUUUGGCAUCAGGAGAAUGUCAAAAGGCAAUUGACUAUAUUGAAAAGAGCCUUGACAUUGCUAAAGAGAUUGGUAAUAGAGAAGGAGAAGGAAUUUCUUAUGGAAACCUAGGCAAUGCCUAUCAGUUUUUAAAUGAACAUCAAAAGGCAAUUGAAUGUUAUGAACAUCGCCUUGACAUUUCUAGAGAGAUUGGAGACAGAAAAAGAGAAGGGAAUGCAUAUGCAAACCUUGGAAAUGUUUACGAAAGUCUGGAAGAAUAUCACAAGGCAAUCGAAUGCUAUGAAAAGAGCCUUAGUAUUGCUAAAGAAAUUGGAAACAGACAAGGAGAAGCUAGUGCUCAUCAUAAUUUAGGUUUCAUCUAUCAAAAACACAAUAGCAUAAGAGACAUAAGCCAAUCAAAGGAACACCUCAAAUCGAGUAUCACAUGCCAUGAGAUGCUGUUUCAAGAUCUAAAAGAAAAUGACCAAUUCAAGAUUUCCAUUGUCGAGACUUUUAUCAAAACCUUUCAAGUACUGAACCAAGUCCUCAUCGAAGCUGGCGAGACCAAUCAAGCUCUCUUAGUUUGUGAACGGAGACGAGCUCGAGCUUUGGGUGAUCUUUUGAGCUGUAAAUAUAGCACUAUCGAUGGAGCCACUUUAAAAGAUCAAACGGCAAUGGAACUUGAUGACAUUAGCGCAGUUCUAAUGAGUUCUGAUACCUGCAUUCUAUUUUAUAAUAUUCAUUAUAUAAAGCACAUUGCUAACAUGUGGGUCAUAGCUCCAGAAACCGAACCAAUCUUCUUCUACGAUGAAAGGGUCCAGCCAGAAGCUUUGAGAGAAAUUUCCUGGGAUAUGUCUGAAGGUGACGGAAAGGAUGUGAAAAAUGGAAAUUUUAAACUCCUCGUCGAAAACAGCUUUCAAUACAUGGGCAUUAGAGAAGGAAUGAAAUGCGAAGACAGAUCUCUUGGAUUAUUAGAAUGUGAAGACAACGACUCCAAAACCGCUUCAAACCCCAAAAGAACCGCUAUGGAUGAUGAAAGUUGCAGAUGGAUGCAGGAGGCAGAAUGUGAAGAAGACGUGCCACUAGAAAUGCUGUUUGAUAGAUUAGUCGCCCCGGUGCUGAACAAGCUGACCAAAGAUGAGAUUAUCAUCAUUCCAGAUGGCCCUCUAUUUAUGCUGCCAUUCGCUGCUCUACAAGAUCCAAAGACAGGAAAGUUUUUAUCAGAAAGCAAACGCAUUCGCUUGGCACCAUCUCUGACGACUUUGAAGAUAUUACUGGAAUCCUCGGAUGACAAUUAUUCCAAGUCAGGUGCGCUCAUCAUUGGUAACCCAGCAACGGGAAAAGUCAUGUAUAAAGGUAAACAAAGGAGCAUCACCUCUUUACCAGGUGCAGAGAAUGAAAGUAAAGAGAUUGGMAAACUACUCGGAGUACAACCGUUGAUAGGAGAACACGCUACAAAAGAACGAGUCCUAGCAGAACUCAAACGGGGUGUCUCGGUCAUUCACUUUGCUGCACAUGGAUGCGAGGAAAACGGACAGAUCUUUCUUGCUCCUUCUCAACCUUCAACAACAAAYAACAUUCCAGAGGAGAAAGACUACAUYUUGACUAUGAAGGAAGCACAAGACAGURGAAUUCGUGCUCAACUCGUUGURUUGAGCUGCUGCCACACUGGUCGGGGUGAGAUCAAAUCAGAGGGAGUCGURGGAAUGACUCGAGCAUUUCUUGCUGCAGGAGCCCGUUCRSUUGUAGCRUCAUUGUGGGCYAUUGCUGAUGAAGCUACUAUGUUAUUUAUGGUGAAAUUCUAUUCUCAUCUCAAGAAUGGAGAGAGUGCAAGUACGAGCCUACAGCAAGCAAUGAAGGAGAUGAGAGAAACAGAGAAAUACAAAGAGCCAAAAUACUGGGCUGCCUUCUUUCUUAUUGGAGACGAUGUAACCAUCACUGUUUAACUUCCCGGUAGAACUAUGACAUGUCAAAACAUUCUACGGUUCUAACGACAGAGAUGAAUGGUUUCCAAUUUCACAACAAAACAAAGAGARAAAAAAGAUAGAGAAAAGGCGAAUGACAGCAAAACACUAUAAAUAGAGAAGGAGAAUCACUGGAACAUAAAACUAAAUUGUGAAAAAUAGAUAAUUUGAAAUUCAACUAUCGGAGAGUCAAAAUUUCCCGAGUUUGAGAAGAUGUCUCCUUGUGCAAACAUGYUGUGACGUCAUAGUUUUAUAGAAAUGCUGAAUAUACAAAUAGUACAAACAAGUUUAACAGAAAUACUUGAUCAGAAUWAGAGCUGCCGUAUUGUAGGCUAACUUAUUCUUAGUCUUACACUUAGGUUUACAGGAUUGUUUAUACAGAAUUAUACAGACUUUUUCUGUUUACUUGUACCAAGUUCAAUGGGAAGCUGCAAGUCUAAUAGUCUAUUUAUUGGUAGCGCUUUACUAAUCCAUCUCAUAGACUAUAAUGCAUUCCAGUUCUAGUUUUGCCUUCUAAGUCGUAGCGUAUUUGAGCUUCACAUGGGGCGUGGUUUAUAAGUCAUAUUGCAACUAGCUAGAGAGCACACAACCUUCUUCCUGUAGUAAUCGUCUUUGAUUCGAUUUUUAAAAAUGUAAUAGGUGCUGGCUCGCAUUGCGAAGAGACCUUUGAUUAGCUCAUCUCGGUGUACUGAACAAAAACUUAAAAAUAUAACGCUAUUUGCUAGGAUCAAAAUGAACGCAAAKGAUGCAAAAAUCGUCAUUGGAAGCGGGCAAUCAUCAUCCCGUUCCUAAGGUAAAAGCCGUUCUAUAAAUAUCAUGAUGAUCAYGUGUUUCUUCAGCUACGCUUGAGACAGACUCAGAGUUAGACAGAUUGAUAAGUCAAAGCUGUUCAUUUCAAAUUAGUUCCAUUGAAGGACAUCAACUAUAUUCUGCUUAUGUUAUUACCGAGAGUAUUUUUAUGAGAACAUUUGACUUA
Molecule: messenger RNA, 4468 nt
Organism: Exaiptasia diaphana
Lineage: Eukaryota; Metazoa; Cnidaria; Anthozoa; Actiniaria; Aiptasiidae
Product: tetratricopeptide repeat protein 28
Exons: 4
Coding region: 394-3474 (1026 amino acids)
Molecular function (GO): protein binding
Source: RefSeq, a predicted model, not a curated record